Messenger RNA from Zeugodacus cucurbitae (melon fly), 2096 nucleotides. RefSeq names its product protein MCM10 homolog (gene Mcm10). Gene Ontology annotation, biological process: DNA replication initiation; DNA replication. Lineage: Eukaryota; Metazoa; Arthropoda; Insecta; Diptera; Tephritidae. The transcript has 3 exons. Bases 120 to 2024 code for a protein of 634 amino acids. The record is from RefSeq and is a predicted model, not a curated record. Gene Ontology annotation, cellular component: nucleus; replication fork protection complex. Gene Ontology annotation, molecular function: DNA replication origin binding; single-stranded DNA binding.
UCAAAGCAUAUCGUCCAUCUCUAGUGGAGACUGGGUGUUAAGGACAGAAUUGUUUAUAUGUGUUGUAAAUAUAUUUGUUGUAUAUUUAGUUUGUUUGCUGAAUAUAGUACAAUUUUGAAAUGGCAAGUGGGGAUAAUAAUGAUAUAUUACUCAACAGUGAGGAGUUUUCAACUCUAGAUGCUCUUUUAGCCGAAGUUGAUGAUACAGUAGUAAAAAGCCAUGAACCUCAAUUUUAUUCAAAUAGAUUAAAUAAAAUCAAUGACGAUAAUGUGGAGAAUUUCUUGCUAUGCAAGUUCAAUCAAUAUAGUGGUAAACCAAACGAUUCGCUUUCAAUUGUUAGUGACGAUAUUGAAAAGGAUGUAAAUAAUGCAAUCCAACUUGUCAAACAUACUACUAACAUUUCAAAUGAGAAAGAUGGUAUUAAUAAAAUUACUAAUGGUUGCAAAUAUAAGGAAGCAAUUUUGAAUGAAUAUGACAACAAACAAGUAUAUACGGACCCCAUUUUUGGUUUGAGAAUUAUAAAUCCUCAAAUAUCAAGUGUGUUAUUAACGGAACGAAUGGCGGGACGGAAAUUGGUUAAAUUCGAUGAAUUACCUAGACAUCUGGAGGUAAAAACUGCUUCUGAUUGGGUUAUUGCUGGCGUUUUAUUAACUAAAGAAGUGAAGUGUAGUUCAAAAAAUUCUAGUCGUUUUACAAUAUGGAAGUUGUCGGACCUUCAAGGGAAUAUGAAAGCAAUUACAAUAUUUCUGUUUCAAAAUGCUCACAAUGAAUUGUGGAAAACAUCUGCAGGAACUUGUGUUGCUAUCCUUAAUCCUUCUUUUAUCGAAAAAAAAUCAUACACUCAAGACAUAGCUAACCUUUCAAUUGAAUCAGCAAAGAAAGUAUUGAUUUUGGGCAAGUCUAAAGAUUUUGGUGUAUGCAAAGCUAAAACAAAGAACGGAAACCUAUGUACUAAUUUCAUAAAUUUGCAAGAGAGUGAUUUUUGCGUUUUUCACAUUCAAAAAGAGUUCAAAAAAGUAGCACGGCCUUUUGCUAAAGAAAAAAUUAAUCUUAAUGGAUAUCGAACAAACCAGAAUGCAUCAAAUAAAUCUGCACAUCUUGGUACCUCAAAUCUUUUACAAAAAGAUAAAUUAAGAUUGGAAUCUUUAAACAACCCGAACAACAUCAAAAUAUCCGGAAAUAUAUCUUCGAAUGCAUAUACUGUAAAAUCGAAUGUGCCAUCGGUACCCCCUAAAAGUUAUAACUAUGGAAGUGCAUCUAAAGUGGAUGCAGACGGCAAACAGCGUAAAACAGAUUUGGAACGAGUCAAAUCACUUUAUUCUUCAAUGAAUUCGUCUAAUAUAUUUUCACUACCUGAAGGGGCGAUAAAAUUUAAAGGUACAGAAACACAUCAAAUAGCCAAGCUUAAAGCUUUUGAAGUUUUAAAAAAGUGUCCAAUUGAAAAGAUUAACCCUAAUUCAAUACGGGGAACAAUAGGUGGUAAAAAACGUGCUUUGGAGGUACUUAAUGAAUUCACGGAUCCUAAACGCCGCAAAAUUGAAGAAGAACAUAACUUGCAUAUAUCAGAUAUUUUUAAAGCCGGCUCAAACCAUACAGAAUUAGUAAACAUUCGCCAAAAACAAGAGGAAGACAAAUAUUUUAAUAAGUUGGAAAAUAAAGAAGUAAUGGAGGAAAAAAUGUUAAAAACGUUUACAAUAAAUUGUAAAGCUGUUAUAUGCAAGGAAUGUAAAUAUACAGCUUUUUCUGCUGCUGACCGAUGUAAAAUAGAGAAACAUUCAUUAAAAAUAAUAGACGCUGUGAAACGAUUUUUUCAGUGCAAAGACUGUGGAAAUCGUACAAUUACUCUUUUUAAGCUUCCAAAAUUUAGUUGUUCUAAUUGCAAAGGCUCCAGGUGGGAACGUAGUGCAAUGGUACGAGAAAGAAAGCUGAAUGAUUCAUCAAUUCAACUUUCUAUAAGAGGAGACGAGGAGAAAUUUUUAGGGAGCACAAUCUCAAAAAUGAAUGUUAAUCUCCUUGUACCAUAAUAUUACUAUAUUACUGCUUUUAAUAUCAAAUGUUUCACUGAUUAAUAAAGCCUUUUUUGUGUGAAAAUUUAA